Volvox carteri f. nagariensis is the source of this 1929-nucleotide messenger RNA. RefSeq lists its product as uncharacterized. The coding region runs from base 1 to 1929 and encodes 642 amino acids. The record is from RefSeq and is a predicted model, not a curated record. The transcript is spliced from 7 exons. Lineage: Eukaryota; Viridiplantae; Chlorophyta; Chlorophyceae; Chlamydomonadales; Volvocaceae.
AUGCAGCUACGAGACCAGAACAGUCGUGUCGGCAGCUGCAUGUGGUGCCUAUUCGAGGCACACACGGAGGCCAAUGUCGGGCGCGGGGCCACCGUGCGCUUCCGUGGCUACACCCAAGCAGUCAGCCAGCACUUCGUAAAGCGGAAUGCAGGCAAGAGCCUGAAGGUCGGCGCCCGGGCUCUCAAGAAGACCCAUCGGCAUUUCGUCAGCACGGGCAGUGUCAUGCAGGCGAUGUACAGGAUGCUCCACCUUGGGACUCCACACAAGAUCACGCAGAAGCAGUUCGAUGAGGCGGCGCUCCAGACUGGGUGCAAGGGCCUGACUGCCUUUGCGGCCCUGCCGUACGUCGACCUGUCGUGCCUCUUCACUGUCUCCACCGGCCAUGCCCUGCUGUUCGGAGUGGUCAGCGACUUUGUGGACUACACGCUGAGGUCGCUCAAAGACAUCAAGCCAGCAGACCCAGAUGCCAAGCUGGUCAUGUCUCGUGAAGCACGCCAGCGGGUCACGGCCCGCGGCCAGUUCCUGGUCGUGACUUCGGACUUUGGGCGGCGGUACAAAUGCAUCAUGCAGUACCGCAAGAGCUACCGCAUGGAGGACUGGCUGCACUUCGUUGAGACGUUCUCCAGCUACAUCUUCAAGGGGGACGUGCUGCCCGAGGCCUUGCGGGCCCUGUGUUGGAGCCUGUGCAGCACGGUCACGCACUACUUCCGGCUGCGGCCCCCUGACGAGACCCGUGAGCAGUUCCUGGUGGCAGCCAAGGCGGCUGCAUACAAGCUCAGAGCUUACACGACCAGGCUGGAGGAGUUGGAGGUGCCGGGCUACAUGUUCACGGUCAACCUGCAUAUCUGCGUAUGCUGGCUGUACUCCGACCUGCCGGCCCGCUCCUUAUUGCGUGCCGAGGCACUCGAUGAGGAGCAGUACUUCGGGGCUGAGUAUGGGCGCCAGCAGCAGCGGAUCUCCUGCUGGGCAUGCUACCAGGCAGAAGUCGGCAACGAGACUCGGACGUAUGCGGCCUACCUCAAGCACUUCGUCCACCUGCCCGCAGAAGAUGGCGCUCAGGAUGUCCGCUUCACUGUCGCAGAUGUGUACUCGGGACAGGUGUUCAGCGAGGGGCUGGUGGUGGUCAACAUGGCGGCCGCCCAGACAGCGAGGGCAGGCAGCCAGUGGGAGAUGUGGCAGGACCUAGGGCUGCCGCUAAGUGAGCUGAAGGGCAAGUUCUGCACAGCCGCCCCGGAGGGGGACCGAAAGGGGCUGAUCAAGAGCUACCGCAUGGAGGACUGGCUGCACUUCGUUGAGACGUUCUCCAGCUACAUCUUCAAGGGGGACGUGCUGCCCGAGGCCUUGCGGGCCCUGUGUUGGAGCCUGUGCAGCACGGUCACGCACUACUUCCGGCUGCGGCCCCCUGACGAGACCCGUGAGCAGUUCCUGGUGGCAGCCAAGGCGGCUGCAUACAAGCUCAGAGCUUACACGACCAGGCUGGAGGAGUUGGAGGUGCCGGGCUACAUGUUCACGGUCAACCUGCAUAUCUGCGUAUGCUGGCUGUACUCCGACCUGCCGGCCCGCUCCUUAUUGCGUGCCGAGGCACUCGAUGAGGAGCAGUACUUCGGGGCUGAGUAUGGGCGCCAGCAGCAGCGGAUCUCCUGCUGGGCAUGCUACCAGGCAGAAGUCGGCAACGAGACUCGGACGUAUGCGGCCUACCUCAAGCACUUCGUCCACCUGCCCGCAGAAGAUGGCGCUCAGGAUGUCCGCUUCACUGUCGCAGAUGUGUACUCGGGACAGGUGUUCAGCGAGGGGCUGGUGGUGGUCAACAUGGCGGCCGCCCAGACAGCGAGGGCAGGCAGCCAGUGGGAGAUGUGGCAGGACCUAGGGCUGCCGCUAACCCCAGCCACCCUCCAUAGCAUCAGGAACAAGAAAGAGGGCAACGGGUAA